Messenger RNA from Maudiozyma saulgeensis, 1626 nucleotides. The record is from the annotation of a GenBank genome assembly. NCBI's taxonomy places the organism in Eukaryota, Fungi, Ascomycota, Saccharomycetes, Saccharomycetales, Saccharomycetaceae.
AUGACUAGCAAUCUGACGAACAAUAUGUUUGUUCCACAAUAUAACAUCUUAGAUGAUAGUGCUGUUCAAGAGAAGAAUGCACCUGCAUCAUUAGUAGAUAAGUGUCCUAAAGUUAUUGCGUCAUUUAUUGAUACAUAUGGUUAUAAACCCGAUUUUAUAGCACAUUCACCUGGUAGAGUCAAUUUAAUUGGUGAACAUAUAGAUUAUGCAGAUUUCUCGGUAUUACCAUUAUCGCUUGAAAGAGAUAUGUUAUGUGCAAUAAAAGUUCACAAUUUACAAGAAAAUAAUAAUCCAUCAAUUACUUUAGCAAAUAAAGAUAAACAACGUUUUGCCGGUAGAAAAUUUGAUUUACCCUUAGAUGGAUCACAAAUAAAUAUUGAUCCAUCAAUUUCAGAUUGGUCGAAUUAUUUUAAAUGUGGUCUUUAUGUAGCACAAUUAUAUCUAAAAGAAAUAUGCCCUGAAAAAUAUAAUAUUCAACCACUAAAUGGUAUGGAUGUAUUUUGUCAAGGUGAUGUACCAGUUGGUAGUGGUUUAGGAUCAUCAUCAGCUAUUAUAUGUGCUGUAACAUUAGGAAUAAUUCGUGCUAAUAUGGGUCACGGUUAUAGAAUACCAAAAGCAGAUUUAUUAAGAAUUACAUCUGUUGCAGAACAUUACCUAGGUGUUAACAAUGGUGGUAUGGAUCAAGCUGCAUCAAUAUAUGGCCAAAGAGGUCAUGCAUUAUGUGUAUCAUUUAAACCUGAAUUAAAAGCCACACCAAUCCAAUUUCCAACAAUGAGUUCGGAUUGGGAUAUUGAAUUUAUUGUAGCAGAUACAUUAGUCGAAGUAAAUAAAUAUGAUACAGCAUCAACAAAUUAUAAUUUAAGAGUAGUUGAAGUAAUUAUUGCAGCAAAUAUAUUAGCAAUGCAUUAUGGAGUUGUUAUGAAUUAUGAUUUAAGUUCAAAUAUUAGAAAAGGUAAUUUAAGAGAUUUUAUGAAUGCUUAUUUAGGUUUACAUCGAUCACAGGUUAAAUUUGAAAUUAAUGAUAGUAUAGAAUCUAGAAUUAAUCAAUUGGAAUUAAUGUUAACUUUAACAGAAAAUUGUCUUGGUGAUAAAAAAGAUGGCCAUACAGCUGAUGAAGUUUCAAAAGCAUUGGAAUGUUCAAAAGAAGAAUUUACAAGAGAAUAUUUAAUGUUAUUCCCAAUUAGAUUCCAAACUUUAAAAAUUUAUAAACGUGCAAAACAUGUUUAUUCUGAAGCAUUAAGAGUAACAAAAGCAUUAAAAUUAUUUCAAGAGACAAAUAAUGAAACAAAUAAUUAUACAUUUUAUCAUAAUUUUGGUGAAUUAAUGAAUGGUUCUCAACGAUCCUGUGAUAAAUUGUAUGAUUGUUCAAGUAAAGAAAUUGAUAAAAUUUGUGAAAUUGCAUUAAACAAUGGAUCAUAUGGUUCAAGAUUAACAGGUGCAGGUUGGGGUGGUUCAACAGUUCAUUUAGUACCAAAUGGACCAAAUGGCUGUAAUGUUGAACAUGUGAAGAAAGCAUUGAUUGAGCAAUAUUAUAAAAUUCAAUAUCCAAACAUAACACAAGAUGUAUUAGAUAAUGCAAUAAUUGUUUCAAAAGCUGCACCCGGUAGUUGCAUAUUUGAAUGUUAA